Brassica napus (rape) is the source of this 1881-nucleotide messenger RNA. RefSeq lists its product as uncharacterized. NCBI's taxonomy places the organism in Eukaryota, Viridiplantae, Streptophyta, Magnoliopsida, Brassicales, Brassicaceae. The record is from RefSeq and is a predicted model, not a curated record. Bases 1221 to 1550 code for a protein of 109 amino acids. The transcript is spliced from 3 exons.
UCAGAUCGGCAGAGGAUUAACGUCAUUGAAGAUAGUUCCGUUGAAUAAGGAGAUUACCUGAUCUAUGAAAGAGGUGGAGCUCAGGCAUGAGCUCAAAGACAUGUCAGGUUCUUAGCUGCAUCCGAAAGAGCAAUCUGAGAAGACAUGCAAAAUACGCCACAGGUUAGCUAAACGCUAACGAGAUCUGUUUGACAUUCUUAACAGAUGAUCCUAAUCACUCGAGACAAGGAGAGAGUAGAUGUACCUGAGGAUAUUGAAAGGAAAAUUUGACGGAGUCAGCUUUCAUCGCUCACGGAGAAGUAAAUCGCCUUGCGGUGAAGAGACUUCAAUUGGAGGAGAAAGAAAGAGGAGAUGCGGCGCCAUCGUGGUAGAGCUGACGAGAUCUUCUUCAAUCGGAGCGACGUUUGCGAGGUGGAGAAAACGGAGAUCUCUCAAGAUGAGACCGAGUCCAUUUCAGUGGAGAAGGUUCGCGAGAGAGGAGAGAGAGGAGAGAGAGGAGAGAGAGUCAAACUGACUCGUCUUUCUUCGAUCAAGACAAAGAGACAAGGAGGAGCUGGGCUGUCGGCAACAAGAUUUGCCCGAUGGGCUAUUAAUGGGCUCGAUUCAAGCUGGUGGAGAUUUGUGAAGCUUGGGCCUCGCCAGAAAUUAAAUGGGCCAGGGACAACACCAUAUCGCCAUGGGCUGAGUCCACAACAGGCCCACUCCAGCUUAUGACACCUGAUCACAUACAAAGCAUAUAUAAUAGAUGUGAGUAUGAUGAUUAGGGUUACGGAAUCAUUAAGGAAACUCAGGAUUUACAACAACAAGAAUCAGAUUAAGCAAGGAUUGGUAAGCAAGAGGAAGGAGACAACAAUACAAGAUAUAUAGCUUAGGCCUAAGACUAUUAUCUAAGGGCUUUGUUAUAUCCUUUAGCUUUGGAGUAUUUGGUUCUUUGUAAACAAUCUACCUAGCACACUGAUUUGGUGUUGCUAGUGUCUCUUUGAUCUAGUGGAUUUUGGGAGCAGAAAUUCUCCCACGAAACGUACCGCGUCGAGAGGGCCGGGAACUCGUUAAAUCGUGUGUGUCUUUACUUUUAGUACUAGACCUAGAUGAAGCUAACUUCUAACCUAAGUAACCUGAGCUAAUAAUAUUCUACAUUGUCUUUGUAAGAUUUUUCUUCUAUCUUCUUGGAGAUCCAACCGAUUUUAAUAUCUAGAGAUGGUGUUUGUCGUCGAGAAGACAUGUCUGAAACCGACUUAGAUCCCCUCUGUGAAGCAGUCCAACACCAUUCGCCGCGUCAAAUCGAGUCCAACACCAUUUUCGUUUCUUCAGAUCUUUUAUUCAUUGGGUCACGAGUUAAAAGGUUCGGACUUUGUCAGUGUGAAUGGACAGACUUGCAUCUGCAACAGUCUAUGGCUGUGGAGCUUCUGUUUUUAUCCUUUGCUUGUUGCAACAGAGUCUAUGGUCCGUCGCUCUCUUUGCCAUUGUCUUCCUCCGACGAAUUAUCCGAUGUUUCUGCAAAACUCGGGAGCUCUCAGUCGGAUCCAACCAGUUCCCAGGGGCGAAGGUGAUGAUCUAUUGUCCACUGCUGAAUGAGGCAAAAAUGUCUCUGGUUAGUUUUUAAUAUUGGAUCUCUGGUCGGUGACCUGCUCUCUUUGUGCUUCCAAUCAAAUAGUGGAUCGUUACUAGUAGUGGUAUUUGACGUUUGGCCACUGUGUAUUCUAACAAUGUUUAUUUUUGUUUGCCUAAAUUUAGGAGUGUUGAUUGUUUAUCUUGUUUUUGCCUUUGGGAAUGUUGAAUUUAUGUAAUAGGAACUGAUGCUUCACCCGUAACGUAUUUAUGUUUCUUUAUAUUACUAGAGAAAUGGAUUAGUGCACUGAGUAUUCUAUCUUCAAUUCUUCA